This is a messenger RNA of Folsomia candida, 2640 nucleotides long. RefSeq names its product E3 ubiquitin-protein ligase ZNRF1. The coding region runs from base 2017 to 2571 and encodes 184 amino acids. Lineage: Eukaryota; Metazoa; Arthropoda; Collembola; Entomobryomorpha; Isotomidae. The transcript is spliced from 5 exons. The record is from RefSeq and is a predicted model, not a curated record.
GUUGUACAACCUGCAAGUUUGCGUUGGUCAACGUGACUGACGAAGUGCUUCUUCUUCUGUUUGCCAAGCGAUAAUACUAAUUGCUUUCCCAUCACAUAAAGUGUUUGAAAGGGGUGGCAGCGACAAGAUAAGCAAGAAAGAGUAGUAGGAGAGCAUAAUAUUAAGCAAUACACACGAUACGGACACCUCUCUUCCUUUUUCUUUAAUUUUAUUUACUCAAACUUGCCAUAAACUAGGAAAAAGUGAGGACAGAGAACUUUCCAAAAUCUGUUCGGAAUAGGUUCUGUGAUCCUGUUGUUGCUAGUUUGAACCGCAAAGCCCCAAAAAAAGAAAGAAAGAUUUUAUACAGCACCCAACCAACCAUCCUCAUCCAGCUAAAUAGCAUCAUCAUAGGCAUUUUAUUAUCAUGAGGUUGUUCUUCUUGCAUCAGUUCUUCACUCGAAAACCUUGCAAACAACAACACUACUCUAAUACCUACUAAACCAAACUUUACCAUCGACUAUACUGGAGAAUACUUACUUCUGUAUAUAGAAAAGUCACGCAUAAAGUGAUGUGACGUAGUUGAACGAGUAUUAAUAAUCUGCAAGCAGUAGUGGCAUUAUAUACGGAUUUAUUAAAUACUGCUGCUGCACUUCCUACUACUGCCCGUAAAAUAUGGUGAUUAAACAACUGGCGUAAAGAACAUGUUCCUCCGAGUGAGCUUUUUAUCCUUUCUUGAGACGUAAAUUAUAGUUUUGCAUCAAAUAUUGACAACGGCUGGGAAAUUUUAAACUCGUAGCGAAAGAAAAUGUGACAUCGAAGCUAAUAAUUAGCUUCCAAAUAAACUUACGAAUGGAGUGGUAGAAAGUACAUUCUCACAACUUUCACCCAAGCCAUAAAUGUGAUAUAACUUAUUACAUCAUUACAUUAUUUCGUAGCAAGGAUAUUUUCAACAUUAUUUAGUAAAAUCGGUGCUGCUUUUUGCCUCCAGUUUCGAAAAAUUGUUGUAUGUACGACUCUUAUAAACAUUGUAAUACUAUAAUAAUUAGUAGCACUAGUAAAUGAAGUACAGCCACCAAAUUAAAUCAUUUUAUGACUGAACAUCAGAUUAAGGAAAAUCAAUUUGAAAUAAAUUAUUAAUUCUAGUAAGAGAUAGGAACACUAACUCUGGGGUAGUACAGAAUCACAAAUUAAACAUUGUGAAUGAACUAAUCGGGACAUUUUAAUUGCUACUUUUGAACUUUGUGAUAUAUAGCAUAAUAAUAAUAAUAAUAAUAAUAGAGUCGAAAGUAUAAUAAAUUACGGAAUGCAUCUACGCUCACCAUAUACUAAUAAUUCUCACCUCAAUUGGGCGAAGAUAAUCAACAGCGCAACAACGAUAACUGUGUAUGCCUACAAUUAAUAAAAUCAUACACAGCUGAAACAGGGGAAGAGAUGAUAAGCAAAAUUGACGUGAACCAAAUUCAUCUACCAUUUUGAAACAAAACUUUGUCAACAGAGUAUAAACGAUUCAGUUGUUGUUGUUGGCGUAAAAUAAAAGCAAACUGCGAAAGAGUGACAAUAUUAAAGUGGUCAAUCAGUAGUGAGUGAAAGCAGGUUUAAAACCAAAAGCCCUAUGCUAUUGUUAACUUCAAGAUAUUAGUGACACUUGAUAAAAGUUGUUGAUGAACUUAAGGUCGAAUUCGAGUCAAAGUAGUGCCAGUAAUACAGAAAUCCAGUAGCUGUGUAGGACUGAUAUGUAAUUUAAUUUAAGCAGCUAAACUUUAAAAUUAUGUAAAAUAUUGCAGCUGAAAGAGAAAAAGGAAUGACAAUUUGUUAAACACUAAAUCUAAAGUAUUAAAUAUAUAAAAUCUAGCCCAUUUAUCAUAAAUAACUGUCGUAGCUUUUAUGAAAGUACACAUGUAAAGUAGUAAUAUUUUAUUAAGUAAACAUAGGAAAAGUAACACAGAGUCUUUGCUAAAACUUGUAUCUUUUAUAUAUAAAGGCGAGAAUUUGCAAAUUAAUAUUUCGUACAAAAAAGGACGUUGAAUUUUUGAAAUGGGGGCGAAGACGUCUACAGAACAGCGACCAAGGACUUUCUCCAACUCUGAGGGUGCACAUAAUCAUAAUCUGACUGGAUUUAACCAUAAUCACAAUUCGAGUAGCUCAAGUGUACCAGCACCCAUGACCCGUGGGUCACAUCCAUUCUCGUCCAAUGGAGACGGUGCGAGGGGACCGGUACGAGGUCGCUCUUAUUCGUCGUCGGCGAUGCAAAGUUCGUCAGCUUCAGGAAUAUUGGAACUGAGUGGGAGGAUAAAUUCAUUUGCGUCAGGGUUUUGGCCCGUUUCCGGAAUACGAUGUCCAAUCUGCAACAAAACGCUAUUGCCUGAUGACAUAGAAAUUCACCUCGUUAUGUGCUUAACUAGACCAAGACUUAACUAUAACGAGGAUGUUCUAAUCGAGUCAAAAGAUGAAUGUGUAAUUUGUCUUGAAGAAAUGGAAACUGGUCAAACAAUUGCGAGACUUCCUUGCCUUUGUGUUUAUCAUAAAUCAUGUAUUGAUAGAUGGUUCCAAUUCAAUCGAAGUUGUCCGGAACACCCGGACAGCUCCUAAUAAUACAAAUUAACUGUACGUAACCUAUUUAAUAAUAAAAAAAAGAAUGCCAUUUGAACUAAAAACCUG